CAAAGCUUGGUUUUGAAUUCUUGGCAAAACUGGAUAAUUUCCCGGAACAACUGCCAUUUUGUCUCUCGUUGUUCCUCAAUGAUUAACUUGAGACAUCUAUGAUUGAAAUGGCGGGGAAUGUCACUACGAGGAGACCACAACCAGAGGGCGCUACCUGUCCUGACGACCCCAAUGGCGGUUUGGUGGCGGGAAUAGUGAUCUGUGUCGUCUUGCUGGUGGUCAUGGGUGUUGUACUGAUUAUCCUUCUGGCCAAACACAAGGGUUGGAUUAACAGAAGCAGAUUUAAUUUCAAAAUUCCAAAAUUUGGAGGAACAGAACAGAACAACAGAUCGAAUGACGGCGAGUCAUCAACAUAUCAAGAGAGGUUGCCACCAAAACAUUCUAAAUUGAACACAACUGGAAACAUGUCAUAUGAUGUGUGUCUACCCAUAAGUGCUGGUACCGGAACCGGAACUGUAAAUGGAAAUAAGGAAGAUGAUGCAGCAGGAACGCGUACAUCGACAGUGAGCAGUAAAUCUUAUCUCGAACUCAUUGUCGAGCCUACUAGUUCACCAGAGUACGAAAAUGUUAGCAAACCCAUUAUGAGAAAUAAAAUCGACGGUGAUCAUGAACCGAAUGUUCCCCGUGAACGGGAAAGUGAUGUAUACAUUAAUUUCGGAAUUGAUUUCGAUGAUGAAAUAAAUAGAGGAAGCAUACUGGAGCCGGAAACUGAAGAUUUUGAUGAGAUUUAUUCUAACGUUCCAAUUUCUGUUGGAAAUAUGACUGUCGAUGACAACCACGACUCCGACCCCAUAACUGGUGAAGAGGUAGAUAAUUAUUUUAUUUUGGAAAAAGACAAUACCGAUCAAGCUAAAGCUCAUUCAUCAAAUCAAGAAAACGAAUCUGAUAUUUCAGAAAACCUUUUCGUGCUAGAGCCACAGAAUGUGGUUAAAAGUGUUGAAUAAACACUAUUGACGUAAGAGUUAUACGCAGUGUUAUAAAGGAGGAUAGUUCACCUACAACAAGGAAUUUCGGGUGAAAGAGUCAACGAUACGACCUUUGAUUUUAGCACACGCAUUUAUAAUCAGACCUAGGAGAUCACUUGUGGGAGUGUUACGCCGGAAUAUGACGUCAGUCACACCAUAGGCCAACGUUCACUGUCGUAGAGACCGAGUAUGGGGCGAUUAAAUAAGCCGUCUUAUCCUAUUUCCAUUGUAUACAAUCCUCAUACAUGUAUACUAGUAAAUCAUAAAUACAUAAAACCAUAUUACUAGCGAAAUCCUUCAAUGUAUAAACUUGUACAGUUACUAAGUGUUGACAAUAUCAGCGAUCUUCGUAAACUUGCUAGAUAUAAUUUUGAGGCAAAUAAGGCACGAGUGACGUAAACAUGCAUAUCAAUAUAAUUUAUAUAAAUGUCUAUGUAUGUAUUAUUGACAUUUGUAUCAUUACGGAUUACAUGUUGUUGUUGUUGUUAAUGUCAGAUAAUGAUGAUGAUGAUGAUGAUGAUGUGAGGGCGUUUAUGAUUGUUGAAUUCACAAUAAUGAUGUGGGAGUGAUAAUGAGUGUUGAUUGCACAAUACAUAUAUGUAUAUAUCAUUUGUAAUUUAUUGUAAAUUAUAGUUA
Messenger RNA from Mizuhopecten yessoensis (Yesso scallop), 1601 nucleotides. RefSeq lists its product as uncharacterized. The transcript is spliced from 4 exons. Lineage: Eukaryota; Metazoa; Mollusca; Bivalvia; Pectinida; Pectinidae. The coding region runs from base 99 to 944 and encodes 281 amino acids. The record is from RefSeq and is a predicted model, not a curated record.